Guillardia theta CCMP2712 is the source of this 261-nucleotide messenger RNA. RefSeq lists its product as hypothetical. Bases 1 to 261 code for a protein of 86 amino acids. The record is from RefSeq and is a predicted model, not a curated record. The transcript is spliced from 2 exons. Lineage: Eukaryota; Cryptophyceae; Pyrenomonadales; Geminigeraceae.
AUGCAGCUCUCAAAGUCGAUAGAGGACACAUUCGUCGCUUCCUACGAGCUCAUGCAGACGAAUGAAGAUGAAGACUCGCAUACGCUGCGUCAGCCUGUCAACCUCAGUGCGGCGUCCAAGGACAGGUUCGAACAGAUGGUCUCUUGUCAGCGCAUGGCGAACCAGGUUGCCGACCGCUUCUUGAUGGAUCUGCAACAAGCGGAUGUUCUGGUGAAGAAGGUGAAGACUCAAGGCUGGCAGCCCUCGACGGCUCUGACGUAA